AUGCCGACGCAGGAAGAAAAGAAGAAUCUGGAAGUCGUUGCGAAAUAUUUCGCCGAGUACUGGGGCAAGGCCAACCAGAACAUCGUCGAUGAGCUCUGCGACGACAAGUUCGUCAUCAAUUAUCCUAUGCAUGGCCCGAGGUAUGGCAAGGAGGGCGCAAAAAGGAUGAUGGCAGAAUUCAAAGACGCAUUCCCAGACAUUUCCUUUCAUGCUUACCAGCAUCCACUGAUUGCUAGCGGGCCCUACGUCGUGGGCCGCUGGAUCGGCGGGGGAACGCACACGGGAGUUGCCUUUUCGGAUCUGGCCGUCGGAUGCUUGGACAAGCCCAAGACAGGGAAGAAGAUGUACUUUUCCGGCACCACCAUCUUUACGCUAAAGGAUGGCAAAAUUAUUGACGAAACCGGCGAGGAAGGAACCAUAACUGCAAUGCAGAACCUGGGGAUGGUGGCUCAGCCGAACCCAGGCAAGGAAGUGCAGUAUCUACAUGACCAUUGA
Molecule: messenger RNA, 495 nt
Organism: Beauveria bassiana ARSEF 2860
Lineage: Eukaryota; Fungi; Ascomycota; Sordariomycetes; Hypocreales; Cordycipitaceae
Exons: 2
Coding region: 1-495 (164 amino acids)
Biological process (GO): polyketide metabolic process
Source: RefSeq, a predicted model, not a curated record